Messenger RNA from Ectocarpus sp. CCAP 1310/34, 1242 nucleotides. The record is from the annotation of a GenBank genome assembly. Lineage: Eukaryota; Phaeophyceae; Ectocarpales; Ectocarpaceae.
AUGCCGAUGGCCAACCAUGACACCGAACCGGAGGUUAAUGGCGAGGGAAGUAGUGACAGUCUGGGCGAUCUGUUCAGCGAGAUAUGGGAGCGGGAGAGCCAACCGGAGCUACGCUUUGCCAUCAUCGGCGUUGGAUCGGUGGUGCAGACACAAGACCUCCAGGGGCAGCGUUGGAAGGUCAACAAUUUCUCCAACACCGUGUGGGAGGCGGCAAUCUGGAUGCACCAUUUCUUCCAGGAUGAACGCUGCUUCCCGCCCGGGUGGCUCAGAGGCCGCCGGGUGCUCGAGAUCGGUGCCGGAACGGGGUUGGUCGGCCUUACCCUUGCGCUACUCGGUGCCCAGGUCACAAUGACUGAUCUGCCCGAGGCGCUGCCCAUCCUUCGACACAACACGGACGCCACCUUCGCGACCUUGAACGACGACGAAGGUCAUGGCGACGAAAACAACGAUCGCAAUGGUCUUGUUGGCCGAGAGAAUCACGACCAUGCUGCUGACAGGAUGUCCUGCAGUAGACCGAUGAUCCGGGAGCUUUGCUGGGGCAAUGUGGCCGAAGCGGGAGAAGUGGCGGCAGCGGCAGCAGCUGUGGAUGGAGAGGGUUCAGAGUGGGAGGGGUUUGAUAUGAUCGUGGGCGCAGACGUGAUUUACAACGAGCCGACGUUCCCGGCUCUGCUCUCCACCCUCUCGGACCGGCGCCUGUGCUCGGAAAACUCUCUCGUCUAUCUCGCCACGAUGUUGCGAGGAGGGCGGCACGAGGGUUUCCUGGAGAUGCUCAACCUGAACGGCUUCCACGUCCGGGCCUUGGACCCGACCUGCGCGGACGACCUGCGAGCACGGGUCUCCGGUGACGACGCCAAAGGAAACCGCAGCUGUGGUAGCCGCAUUGGUGGUGGUAGCCCAGCUACAGUUGCUGGCGACGUUGCAGGCGGAGCUGCUGUUGUUGCUGCAGGUGGGACAGGCGGCAGGGGUGGGAAGUGGCCCGGCCCCGAGUGGAAAAGAGGGAGCCUUCCUCCGGAGAGAAGAAAAAUACACCUUGACACUCCCACCGACAGCGAAACCGCUGCAAGACGUGGUCGGCGUGGAGGCAGAGGAACCGCCGCAGAUUCGCCCGCAAACGGGACCGGGGAGGCACUGGCCGAGGAUGUUGCCGGUGGCGGUAUUGGACACCUGGUAGCGCCCGGGGCACUGAGGGGUAGCACACGGGGGAACGAUGAUUCGGCGUUCUCCGCUAAACGUGGGUUUUGA